AUGGCAUCAGACUCACAAUCCGUUAGACGCACUCGCGUCAGAUCCUUAAUCGCCCGCAUUUCCGAGAUGGAGGGGAUAGACCCGUCUAGACCCGAUGAAUACACGGGGGAGUCGCCAGAGCCCUUGUCGAUUCAACAGAUCGAAUUGAUUGAAAUAGUUAUCAAUCAACGAGCCGCUGUAGGGCGCAUCAUGGCAGAUAGUAACGGCGGCAAAUCAAUUGAUGAAGAGGAUGGAAACCAAAGCAGCUCAGCAGAAGAGGGCGCAAGCAGUGACCCCGAGGAUGAGUCCCUUAAUCAAAUGGCAGAAGGUUCAGAAUCCCUUUCUUGCAACAUUUGCGGCAAGGAUUUCAAAUCAAAGUCCACGCACCUGCAACAUGGGCGCGAGAAACACAUCGGAACUAAGUGUUACUGGCCUUCGUGCACUUUUAUUGCCAGCACAGAGAUGGAACUCAGCCGUCACCUUCAUAUUCAUCAGGGAGGGAACGGAGAAAGUUGCGAGUGGCCUAAGUGCGGAUCCUCGUUUGCGGUGAAGGAGUCACUCAUGCGACAUAUUCGUCGCCACAUUAUCAAAGAAAAAAGAGCAAAGAAGGAUUAG
Annulohypoxylon maeteangense is the source of this 594-nucleotide messenger RNA. RefSeq lists its product as uncharacterized. Gene Ontology annotation, cellular component: nucleus. Gene Ontology annotation, biological process: regulation of transcription by RNA polymerase II. The record is from RefSeq and is a predicted model, not a curated record. Gene Ontology annotation, molecular function: DNA-binding transcription factor activity, RNA polymerase II-specific; RNA polymerase II cis-regulatory region sequence-specific DNA binding. The coding region runs from base 1 to 594 and encodes 197 amino acids. The transcript has 2 exons. Lineage: Eukaryota; Fungi; Ascomycota; Sordariomycetes; Xylariales; Hypoxylaceae.